Messenger RNA from Hemibagrus wyckioides, 5462 nucleotides. It is a transcript of the gene adgrb2, whose product is annotated as adhesion G protein-coupled receptor B2. Gene Ontology annotation, biological process: adenylate cyclase-activating G protein-coupled receptor signaling pathway; peripheral nervous system development; cell surface receptor signaling pathway. The transcript is spliced from 33 exons. Gene Ontology annotation, molecular function: G protein-coupled receptor activity. Lineage: Eukaryota; Metazoa; Chordata; Actinopteri; Siluriformes; Bagridae. The record is from RefSeq and is a predicted model, not a curated record. The coding region runs from base 772 to 5337 and encodes 1521 amino acids. Gene Ontology annotation, cellular component: plasma membrane.
AUGCGGGGGAUCCAGAUGCGCGCCCGUGCGCGGCACAGCUAGUCCGGUUAGAGCUCGGAUGCCAGGAGAGAGCGACACGCUCAAAAUCCAAGACGAGCUGCGAAAGGAGAGGGGCGAGAAAGCUGCAGUGGGAGUAAGAUAAAGAAAGAAACAAUAGUAAUAAUACGCGACUAAACUGCAUCACCCCGGGAAUACGCGGAUGUAAAAAUCGAGCGCGCGUGAUUGUUUAAUUCGGCUGGAAUUAUGAGGAUGGACGCGCAGCUUGGAAUUACCGGCGCUUUAAGAUUGUGAACUAGUGUGGACCUCUCUUAACCUCCUGCUCUUGCCAUUUUGUGCAUUGUCGGAUUUUUAAACAUUUGUUUUCUUCUCUGAUUUUUAAGUCUCUCCAUCUCUCUCUCUCUAUAUUUUUUCCUUUUUUUCUUUCUUCUUCUUCUUCCUUCUUCCAAUGUCGUGUGUCCUCCGGUAUUUGUCUAUGCUUUCAUAGCCCGCGUGACCGAAGCCCGGUGGGCGGAUAGAUAGUGAAAAGCUUUACUCCGCCACUGAAAAGCUGCUCGAUCUUGUGAACUGAGGCGCGUCAUGGACGGCGAACUUCGUUCGUACCUAAAAAACGCAUCCGGCACUGUCGAAUAACUGCUGCUGGAAGAGAUCAGGGUGUCUCCUAGGUUCCCUGUGACCCUGUGUAGGACAAGGAUGGACUUCAAGGCGGAGAGAAAGAGCAAAACAAGAGAAUGACUGUUUAAAGAACAUUGCCACAGUGACAAAUGACAUAGGAUGAACACUGCUGCCCAGCUGUGUCUGCGUUUGCUGUCGUCCCUUCUCACCCUGGCCUGGGUGGCAGUGCCGCUGUGCCAGGCUUCCCCCUGCUCCUCCCUUGUGGCAGGGGUGCUGUACGGCUCCUUCUCCCUCAGGGACCUUUUCCCCGGCCCACACGGCCUGAGAACUGGCUGCUCGUGGACCGUGGAGAACCCCGAUCCGACCAAGUACACCCUCUACUUCCGCUUCAACCGUCAUGCCGGUUUUUGCCUAGCUUUCUCACCGCUAGUGUUGCCCCUGGACCAUUACCUCGCCAACCAGACGUGUGGACAGGCGCUGCCCGAACCGGAAUCCAUAGAACCAUGCCAGGUGCCUGGUCCUCAUGCAUUCCUGCAAUUUGAUAAGAACUUUGUGCAGUUGUGCCUCGCUGCAGAGACCAAACAAGAUUCGGAAGAAGUGAAGGGACCCCUGUCUGCUGAAACGCUGGACUUCAGACUAGUGGAAGUUCUGCUCAUCAAUAAUGAGAAUUCCAGCCAGUUUACCUGUGGCGUGCUGUGCCGUUGGUUUGAGGAGUGCCUCCGUUCCGGCUCUGGUAAAGAGAGUGAAGGCUGUGGAAUCACCCAAACUGGCUGUGUGUGCCCCAAUGCUGGGCCUCCAGUGCCAAUACUUCCUGCUACCCCCCACAACCACUCUCUGGACCCCAGUGCCAGUGUACUGCUGCCACCCACUGAUGACUGCUGCGUUACCCAACUGCACGGCAAGAACGGUAUCUCCAAUAUUGCGCCCAGAGAUGUUCAUCAAGACUUUGACGAUGAUGAACAGAAGGUCAAGACCCAGAGGCCAAGAUCAGCAGACCAGCCGGGAGUGUUCCAAGCCCAAACAGGUGAUCCAGCAGCUGAGGAGUGGUCUCAGUGGAGUGUGUGUUCGUUGACAUGUGGGCAGGGAUGGCAGGUGCGUACUCGCUCCUGUGUGUCCUCUCCGUAUGGCACACUGUGCAGCGGGCCACUGAGGGAGACGCGCCUCUGCAACAACACUGCCACCUGCCCAGGUGAGCCCCAGCAUCAAGCAGUGGAGGGGCAGUGGUUGGAUUGGGCUCCUUGGUCUCGUUGUUCAGUAUCAUGUGGAACUGGCACUCAACAAAGGCAGCGGCGCUGCAGUGUGUCUGUACACGGCUGGGCCGAGUGUAAAGGUCCGCACUCAGAAACGAGGGAGUGCACUAACAAGCCUUGUGAUGGAGGUGGGAACUGGGGAGCAUGGAACCAGUGGAGUCUGUGCUCGAAGACAUGCGAUUCAGGCUGGCAGCGCCGCUUUCGGAUGUGUGAAGGCACAGGAGUCCAGAAUUACCCCUGCGAUGGCACCGGGGAGGAAGUGCGCUCCUGCAACGACAAGAAGUGCCCAGCACCUCAUGAGAUAUGCAAGGAUGAGUACCAAGGUUUAAUGACGUGGAAGAGAGCUUCAGCUGGAGAGACGGUCUACAACAAAUGUCCAACAAAUGCCACUGGAUCUGCUAGUCGUCGAUGUUUGCUGGACGCUAAUGGAGUUGCUUACUGGGGUCCUCCGAGCUUCGCCCGAUGCAUCUCACUUGAAUAUAGAUAUUUACAUUUAUCUUUACGAGAGCAUCUUGCGAAGGGUCAGAGGACCCUGGCAGGGGAGGGCAUGUCUCAGAUCGUGAGGAGUCUCCUGGAGUUAAUGUCCCGCCACAGCUAUUAUAGCGGUGACCUCUUAUUCUCCGUGGAGAUUCUCCGAAAUGUGACGGACACCUUCAAGCGAGCAACCUACAUCCCAGCUCCCGACGACGUGCAGAAAUUUUUCCAGAUAGUCAGCUUAAUGCUGGACAUGGACAAUCUUCAGAAAUGGGAAGAUGCUCACCAGGUCUCUCCAGGUGCCACGCUGCUAAUGCGAGUUGUGGAAGACUUCAUUCAUCUCAUUGGGGAAGCUCAAAAACCUUUCCAAAGCUUUCUUGCUGUCACCACUAACCUCAUAAUCAAUAUCCAGCGAGAGCCAGUGUCAGCUGUCUCUAGUGAUAUUAACUUCCCUAUGAAGGGACGGAGGGGGAUGAAGGACUGGGCACGCUCAGCAGAAGACAAGCUCUUCAUCCCUAAAGAGGUCUUCAGUCUGUCUUCUGAUGAAUCGGAUGAGGCUUCAUACUUUGUUAUCGGAGCAAUCCUUUACCGCACCCUCGGAUUUAUUCUUCCACCACCAAAAGAUCCUUUGGUGAUCAGCUCGAAGAUUUUAAGCGUCACAGUGCGUCCUCAACCCAAACCCACAGAGCCAGUAGUCGUGGUGGAACUGGCACCUUUGUUGAAUGGCACAUCACAGCCACAGUGUGUAGUGUGGGACCACACCAGCCCUGAGGCAGCUGAGGAAAACUGGGACGCCGAAGGCUGCAAAACGCUCCCGUCGCCAGCGGUCCACACUAAAUGCCUCUGCAGCAAGAUUUCCACCUUUGCAGUGUUAGCACACAAAGCUAAAGAGCCGGAUAUGGGAGUGUCCAGUAUGCCCUCCGUACCACUCAUGGUAGGCUGUGGAGUGUCCUGCAUGGCUUUACUCAUCUUGCUGAUCAUCUAUGCUGCUUCUUGGAGGUACAUUCGCUCUGAGAGGUCCAUCAUUUUGCUGAACUUCUGUCUGUCCAUACUGGCUUCUAAUAUACUCAUACUCGUGGGACAGUCUCAGACACUCAGCAAGGGGCUGUGCACUGUGACUGCUGCCUUUCUCCAUUUCUUCUUUCUGGCCUCUUUCUGCUGGGUUCUGACGGAAGCGUGGCAGUCUUAUCUUGCUGUGAUUGGCAAGAUUAGGUCACGCCUUAUUCGCAAGCGUUUCCUGUGCCUGGGUUGGGGUCUGCCAGCCCUGGUUGUUGCUGUAUCUGUAGGAUUUACCAGAGCCAGAGGCUACGGCACACCAAACUACUGCUGGUUGUCUCUGGAAGGAGGUCUUCUCUACGCAUUUGUUGGUCCUGCAGCCGUCAUUGUUUUGGUGAACAUGCUAAUUGGGAUCGUCGUCUUCAACAAGCUCAUGUCGAGAGACGGCAUCUCAGAUAAAUCUAAAAAGCAAAGAGCGGGUCCGUCGCUGGAGGCGCGUAGCAGACUGCUCCUCCAGUGCUCCAAGUGUGGGGUGAUCUCCAGCACCGCUCUGUCCAGCUCCACCGCCAGCAGCGCCAUGACAUCAUUGUGGAGCUCGUGUGUUGUUCUGCCGUUGCUGGCUCUCACGUGGAUGUCAGCAGUGUUAGCCAUCACGGAUCGGCGCUCCACGCUCUUCCAGGUGCUCUUCGCAGUCUUUGACUCGGUCCAAGGCUUUGUCAUCAUCACUGUUCACUGUGCCAUGAGGCGAGAGGUACAGGAUGCUGUGCGCUGUAGGAUGGGUGGAUGUAAGGACGACAGUGAAAACUCACCAGACUCCUGCAAAAACGGCCAGGUGCAGAUCAUGACCGAUUUUGAGAAAGACGUGGACCUGGCAUGUCAAACAGAGAGAGGACAUCCAUUCAUCUUCAAGGAGGUGAAUACAUGCAAUCCAGCUAGCAUCACGGGCACACUGUCACGCAUUUCCCUGGAUGACGAGGACGAUCCCAAGUUAGCCACCCAUCAAGAAGGCAUCAACUUCAGCAGUCUGCCCGGCAACAUCCCCCCACCUAACCUCCUGGCACAGGUGCCAACUCUGGGCACGUUGAACGAGCUCAAUGAGACGCCUCGGAAAAAGGAGGUCAACGUGGAACAGCAGGGGCAGCACCAACGCUCUGCACCAGUCUACCUGUGCACCGAAAGCGCAUUGGGGUGGGCACGGUCAUCAACUGCUGCUAAUGACCCAGCCAGCAAUGUAGGGGGUGGCGAAGGGGACUACAUGGUACUACCACGGCGGACGGUCAGCCUCAAGCCCAGUGCUAUACAAGAAGAGGAAAAACCUCUCAAUAUCAGUGUGGAAGACCCACCUUUUCCUCCACCCCCUUCACCCCUGACCCUUCAUCCGGCCGAGAGCGAGCCAUACCCAGCGGACUUUGCCACUGUGGACCAUGUUGGUGUAGGUCUGAACCGAUCCUAUGGUACUGUCAAGCACGUACCCGGCCUCGCAAGUGCACAUACGCUGACGGUGAAGCAAAGCCGGCCAUCCAUCAGGCAGAUCUUCACUUCCGGCAAGGCCGAACGCACCAGGACCCUGCCCCGCAAUUUGGGCAGUGCUAAUGCCAAUGUCUCAGCUGGCUCCCUGGAAAGGAAAAGAGUACGAUACUCUGAGCUGGACUUUGAGAAAGUGAUGCACACUCGCAAAAGACACUCAGAGCUCUACCAUGAACUCAACCACUCCACCAAGUUCCACACCAUAGAUAGGUAUAGCAGGGACCCUGCCAUGGCCAAGUUUAAGAGGGAAAAGCGGCGAAGCAUUUCAUCUGCCAGUGGUGAAAAGAACUCACAGAGUGACAAGGCCAAGGCAGAUGAACAGCAAUCCUGGGACAGCUUUAAGACAAUGACAACUGUGCCAUCAUCUGGCUCCGGCGGACAAAAAACGGAUCGAGUAGAGCUGCACAGUAAAGCCUGGGACGCUUCCUCCGCAAACACUCCCGACACAUCUGAAGGAGACUUCCAGACUGAAGUGUGAGGGAACACACACACAAGAAGGACACACGCAUCAAUGGAAUGAGAUUUACCAAAAGGAGAAUCUAUAAAAGGAUUAUACAUUUGUUUACGAGAAUAGACCAUUAAAAAAAAAAAAAAAAAAAAAAA